GUGAUAUCAUAACACUGCAAUAUGAAGGGCUUUUAUGGUUGCCGCCCGAUUUUGCCCCAGGAUAUCCCUAAGGCAGGUGCUGUAACUGGGGCAUGGUAGACAUGGGGAGCAAAAGGAGGAGGAGGGAGGCCAGCUGAGCACACCCGUCCCUCUGAAACAACCACUGUUGCCAACAUCAGACAAAGAUAUUGAGAGGAUGGCUCAGUCUGUGAAGAAGCAAGACACUCUAGGAGCCAUGGAACAAAACCGCCAGAGGGACAAGAGCAGGACCAGUUACUUUGGCAAUGUUAAGAAUAGACUGGGAGCUAAACUGCCUGCUGGUGUCACUCAGCCGCCACAGUUCACCAAAGAUCCCUGGGAGAAGCAGCUUCCAGCCCAAGUUGUCCGGCACACCACAGACAGCAGCGGACAUCACCAACAACAUGCUGCAGGCCGCCCCCUCGACCACGUCCCCCACAUCAGAAACCCCAAGCUCCGGCAGUACUACCUUCAAGGGACAUCAUGGGAGCUGAACACUGCAGUGAUGGAAGAGGAAACAAGUGGACUGCAACAAACAACGAACAGUAAGGUCCUCCCUGAGGACAGGGUGUUCACUAUCAGCUCUCAGUUUGACAUUGACAGAACCUCUCUGGUAGAAACAUGCAAAAUAAACCAAGACUGCUCUGCUUCCUCUUUGAAUUUGUGCUCCUUGACAUCUACCCUCAUCCCUCGGAAGCAUCUGUGUGUUCCGGAAGGGAAAAAGACCCCAAACCCUCAAGAAUUGUCUCUGCCACAAGUGAACCUAUUCACCGAUGUAAAACAGAAACACCAGCCAAAACUGGAGGCUGGUACAGGACUUUCUACAACACUCCCAGCUCGACCCCUCUCUCCUUCACCGGAUGCAGAAUAUGACAAACUACUGGAUGUGGAGGCGGUACCAAUGCCUGAUGGACAGCUGUGCCUGUUAGCUCUCCCGCCUGAGUGCUCUCAGGGGGAGGGACCAGAGGCCACGCCCUACCUUAAACUGGUCUGUCGCUACAUCACCGACCGCAAGGGGGUGGUGUCUGGUAUCCUGCUGGUAACAUCUAAUAAGAUUUUCUUUGACCCGUGUAAGACCCAUCCUCUAGUAAUGGAACAUGGCUGUGAGGAGUAUCUCUUGUCGUGCUCUGUGGACUGUUUGGCAUCUGUUUCCUUCUUCGCAGACAUCACACACAUUCACUUUGUGUCCUCACAGUACAGGUGGACAGGAAGGAAAAGUGUCCAGAAGUCUAAAACUGUCAAGAACCUCCACGGUGGCUUCUCUGACCACAAAGAUGAAGCAGACCCAUCUUUGGCAACCUCAUUUUCAUCAGCCUUACAGUCCAGCCUGGCCCUGGGCCUGAACAGGGAUGUUUCUGAGGACGAGUGGCUGGAUAGCAACGACAUGGCAGAGGCUGAAAGGCAGAUGAGAGACAGCCCCCUGGAUGAACUCGUAGAGCAGUCUACAGGGGCUCUGGGGGUGGCAGUCCUGAGCAGCGCUGCCACCUUCUGUUGUGGAGGACAAGAUGUGGGGGGUAAAGUGAAAACUGAGCCGUUGCCCACAGAUGAGGCAGAGAAGGAGUCAUACGUGAAGUAUCAGCUUGCAGUGCCUCAUAGACCAUCAUCAGCCAGUCCGGGUGGACUAAUGUUUGUCCGGCUGCGGUUUCAGCGGCCUGCUGGAAAGAAAAAGGGUGUUGGGGGCUUACAUCUGGGGACAGCCAAAACCUUACCCAGAAGGGAUGCCUGGUUAGCCCUGUCACAGGAGAGCGCUGACGAACUCUACGCCUACUUGAGCCAAUGGCGACCAGACCUGUGUAUCCUGCAGGGAGGGGAAGAAGGGGAGGAGGGAGAAGGCGAGGAAGAGGAGUUUGUACUGAUUGAGGACAGAGAGGAGGAGGUGGAGGGAGACGAGGAGGUAUUACAGAAGCAUCGGCGUUCGGGUGAAGACUGGGAGAUGGUGUCAAUGGAGGAGAGUGGGGGCAAGCUGACCCUCGUCAUUGACAGAGACCCAGAGUGUUUAGAUGACAUUGUUCAGGAGAGCCGCAUUUUAGAAGCCUCAUAUGUCAGACAGUUGUGUAUGGAGCUGCCCCCCAGGUUGGUGGGCUCUACCUGGAAGCUGGCUUACAGCACAUCCCGCCAUGGCUUCAGCCUCAAGUGUCUUUACCGAAAGCUGAGUGACACAGACUCACCUGUGCUCAUUGUCAUCAAGGACGCGCUUGAUCAGGAGUUUGGAAGUUUUCUGUCACACCCACUUAGGCCUAGUGAUACAUUCUAUGGCACGGGGGAGACAUUCCUCUUCAUGUUGCAUCCUCGCUUUAAGUGUUUCAGAUGGUCCGGUGAGAACUCAUUUUUCAUUAAAGGAGACUUGGAUUCCUUUGCCAUCGGUGGAGGCAGUGGACACUUUGGUCUGUGGCUGGAUGAGAUGCUAUACCUGGGCCGGAGCACCCCCUGUCACACUUUCAACAACUGUUGUCUCUCUGAAACCGACGACUUCCGUGUCAUUGAGUUGGAGGUGUGGACUUUCAGAUGAAGAGAUUGACCUUUGCACUUGUACUUUUGCGUCAUUAGUCGUAUUAUUUCUUCUCAGAUUCUAUCAAAACUGUGUUCAUCACUGAGCACGCACAUACACACAAACACACUAAGCUGUUCAUUCAACAGAUGAUAACAAUGUAAAAAAAGAAAACAGGAAAAAAAAAGAAUUGGACUGCAAAUUGUUGGCUGUAUCUGUGGUCAAGGCUUCUGAAUUUUAGCCAUCUGAACUUGGACAAUGCAAUGGUUCCAAAUGGGUUCCAGUAAAGGACUAUUUUAGGGUUGACCCAUUCUUGUGGGUUUGGCAACCAAACUAAACUGUGUUGAACUGAGAAGAGCUGAAUGUGGCUGGUUUUACCCCACUUUGACCACAAAAGGGUUUCAGAAUGGCUGUAGUUUGCACUAAAAUGCUACUCGAUGAAAGCAAUUCUAAUCCCAUCAUGUAACCUUGAGGAAAAUGGGUAUGAAAAUACGUAUGAUGGUAACUAUUUCUUUACCGUACUGUAUAUCCUCACCUUCAUAGGUUAGUGUGCCUUUAUGGUACAAGAUAGGCCGCUACUUGAAAUUUGUGGUGAAGUACACAUUAGCCUUCAACAGAUCCCUUUUUGAAAGCCUAUUUGCAUGUACAAAGCCCACAAAUCCACAAGCACAACUCCCACACAUCAGUGUCAUGAUUUCAUCACUUCGUAGUAUGUGAGGAUGUCGUCUGAUGGUUUCAAAUGAAGACUAAAGUGAACCCAGCGAGAACACUUGGAAGUCUAAACAUGAUCACUGGAAGGACAUGCAGCUUUUACAAUGCGUCCUGCACUGAACUGAACGAAACUGUUUGCUGAUUGCCAUCUUGUGGAUUUAAGAGAAAUUGCUUGAUAAAAGGCAUUGGUUGGAUGCUGAUUAAACUUAAAAAGCCCAGGAAUGGUUGAAAUUAUUGCAAUCCAGUUAUUUGUAAUUACCUGUGACUUUUUCUCUCUUGUCCCCAUAGACAAAUCUAUCUUGCUCGUACUCUACAUUGUUGUAGAAUAGAUGAUAAAAUCAGCACAGUGCACAAAUAUGAAAGCCAUUGUAACAUGUUUUUAUCUUUACACGUCUAUUUGACGCACUGAAUUGGUGUAUGAUUCAUGUUGCCAAAGAACACAGCUGUAUUGUAACAAAGAGUUUUAUUUCACCUUGUACAGAAAAUGUGGCACUUGUAGGUAAAAAAAAUUGGGUUUUUUUUCCACAUGAGCUCCAAGCGAUCGGGUGAUUACUUUAAACGAUCAAAUCUCUGAUUUUUUUUUUUAGUUUUUUUUAGUGUCUACUACACAUUUAAAAAAAAAGGAAAUGAGGGAUGAAACAGGAAAUGCAACGAGAGGCCUCAUGAAAAUGUAAGAAAGUGGUUCAAGAUUGUCUCAGGUUUUUGCUCCUUUCAUUAACGUUUCCAGUUGAAGUCAUGAGGAAAGGAAUAAGCUCAAUCUGAAUGCAGUCCAAAGUAACACAGCAGCAUUUGUCUGUCUGAACAAGCAAUACAUUCAGCAAAGAUGCGUCCACCUGGUUCCAUUGUUUGACAUUUAAAUGACCAUUAAUGCAAUAACAAGCAACCUAGUAUUAUUACUUUCUGCUUAACAGCUAGUCUGUCUAUUAAGCAGCUAAUGUAUAUAUUUAAAAAAAAACCUUUGGUUACAUCUUGAAUAUGAUUAGGGCAACCGCCCAACAAUGGAAAAUGUGCACAAAAAUUAACAUUUGCUUUCACAACCCCCCCCCCCCCACAAAAAAA
Molecule: messenger RNA, 4276 nt
Organism: Lampris incognitus (smalleye Pacific opah)
Lineage: Eukaryota; Metazoa; Chordata; Actinopteri; Lampriformes; Lampridae
Product: nuclear receptor coactivator 7
Exons: 16
Coding region: 197-2527 (776 amino acids)
Biological process (GO): regulation of transcription by RNA polymerase II; response to oxidative stress
Cellular component (GO): nucleus
Source: RefSeq, a predicted model, not a curated record